Lolium perenne is the source of this 736-nucleotide messenger RNA. RefSeq lists its product as uncharacterized. Gene Ontology annotation, molecular function: structural constituent of ribosome. The record is from RefSeq and is a predicted model, not a curated record. NCBI's taxonomy places the organism in Eukaryota, Viridiplantae, Streptophyta, Magnoliopsida, Poales, Poaceae. Gene Ontology annotation, cellular component: mitochondrial large ribosomal subunit. Gene Ontology annotation, biological process: translation.
UCAGAUGAUCUACCCGUCCAGUAAAACUGAACGGCCAGAUCGGCGCCUCUCCCUUCCUCUUCGCUGAAACCUCACAAUUCCUAACCCCCGAACCCAGAAGGCGAUCCAUGGCGGCGGCGGGUUGGCUCCGGCGAGCGGCAUCGGCGGCAGCGUUGCCUCGCCUGCCUUCCGGAUUCUCCCUCAUGCCAACCCCUCCUCCCGCUUCUCUUCCCGAGGCUCAGUCUCUCGUGCUCCCCGGACUUGGCGCCGCCAUCGCCCCCGCGAUGGAACUCAUGGCCGUCCCCAAGAAGAAGAUCUCAAAAUAUAAGAGGGGUUUGAGAAAUGGGCCCAAAGCCCUUAAGCCCGUUCCAGUGAUUGUCCGAUGCAGGUGCUGCGGGCGAGUGAAGCUGCCCCACUUCUACUGUUGCAGCGGAGAGAGAGGGAACGCCGGGGACUCGAGCUCAUAAACGCUAUGGUUUCAACCGCUUGAGUCUGCACAUUCAAGCUGUGGCUGCACCUCAUAAUACGAUGGAAAUCCCCAGAUAUCACUUCUUGUAUUCUGCUUCUGCUCUCUUCGCGAGCAGUAAUCAUCCAUGUAGACUUUAGUUUGAAUUUGAUGAUUGACGUGUGGAACUUAGUGCUGGUCCUGCCAUGAGUGGGUGUUCUCUGAGAUCAGUGAUCUCUGUCGCUACCUUACAGUAGAACACACUGUUUCCUAUAUCGAAAUAAAAAGGUAAAAGUAGCAUGUCUUUGUUUU